ACGACAAUCAAGGAAUCACCACCAGUAGAAGAAUCUCCAAAGCCUAAAGUGGAACCACCAACGUCGGAAAAUACUCCACCUGCACCUGUCGACAAUACUCCCAAGACCUGGGCACAUCGUGUGGGAGGGGGUUCGAAGCCCGCUGCCACACCUACAGUGGGCAGUGCUCCGCAGAAAUCGUCUCCUGUUCCUGCUGGUGGAAAUGCUGCUGCAACGCAGCGUACUCAACAGAGCGCUCGUCCCCAGGUACAGUCUAAUGGCGGUCCUGUUGCACAAGGAGAACGUCGUAUCUAUCUCGGAGGCAUAAUAAGAAACAUGGUUCCUGAUAAUACUAAUAUUGCAGAGCAAGAGAUCAAGGAUGCCUUCUCAAAGUACGGUGAGGUAGAAUCGGUUGCUAUACCACGCAAAGUCCUCGAUCAGCCAAACGACACAUCUCGAAACGGAUUUGCUUUCAUCUCUAUGAGAACGCCUGCUGACGCACAAAAUGUAUUCCAAAAAGCGCGAAAAGAUGAUCGUGGCAUUUACCAUCUACAACUGUGCCUUGAUGCAUUCGGAUUUGACGGUGAAGUGACGAUUUCUGAGCAGAAAGAUCGCAUUGACCGUCCAGGAGGAGGAUUCCGCGGAGGUCGUGGCGGUUUCAUUCCUCGUGGCGGAGCUGGUUCAUUCACACGUGGAGGCGGCAGAGGUCGCGGAGGUUUUCGUGGUGGUUUCAUCAACCAGAACGCUCACCACUGA
Ostertagia ostertagi is the source of this 735-nucleotide messenger RNA. NCBI's taxonomy places the organism in Eukaryota, Metazoa, Nematoda, Chromadorea, Rhabditida, Trichostrongylidae. The record is from the annotation of a GenBank genome assembly.